Radiomyces spectabilis is the source of this 1998-nucleotide messenger RNA. RefSeq names its product kinase-like domain-containing protein. Gene Ontology annotation, molecular function: protein tyrosine kinase activity; protein serine/threonine kinase activity; ATP binding. The coding region runs from base 1 to 1998 and encodes 665 amino acids. Lineage: Eukaryota; Fungi; Mucoromycota; Mucoromycetes; Mucorales; Radiomycetaceae. Gene Ontology annotation, cellular component: cytoplasm. The record is from RefSeq and is a predicted model, not a curated record. Gene Ontology annotation, biological process: regulation of MAPK cascade; protein phosphorylation; intracellular signal transduction. The transcript is spliced from 11 exons.
AUGGGAAAUACCAUAGCAACCCCGGUGUCCAACCCGUCUGUUUCAGGAAGAGAGUAUCCCCCUAAUUCACGACCAUCGACGGGCGGGCUUCCUUCAUCUACUCGAAGUCUUCGAAAAAUCGACUCAUCUUCCACUUUAUCGAGCCUCGGCCGAUUCUACCAUCACCCCAAUCAGUCCAACACUUCCAUGGCGUCAAAGAUAUCGAAAGCGAGCAGUCGACGACAAGGUUAUCCCGAGAAAGUUCUCGAUAUCGGUAAACCGACCCAGUUUGAACAUGGAAUUCACGUUGAAUACAAUAAAGACAAUGGCAAAUUCAUGGGAUUACCGGAUGUGUGGCAAUCAACCCUGCCCAGCGAUGAUGUUUUAAACACCAACUACAUUAACCCGAAUCUAGUUCCUUCCACCGUGUGUUCUCGUUCAUUGGGGAAGAAAGCCUCCAUCAUUGGUAAACCGUACAAUGUCCAGCACAAUAUUCACGUUCAAGUCGACAGUUACGGAUUCAAAGGAUUACCACCGGAAUGGCAGCAGAUAUUGCAAGCUUCGGGUAUCCCGGAUGAUGUCGUGAAAGCGAAUCCGAAAACGGUGGAACGACUGAUGCACGUACGCAUGCCGGAUGCUUUGCAACAAGAACGAAAACCUAAGCCCAUGCCUUCCUUACCUGAUUCCCCUCAUUCAGCCACCAUCAGUUGCAACGGUCCCGAUACCAGUAAACAAACCCAUCCAUCCGCUCUGCCCGUCGGUUACGCUCCUCCUUCCCGCGCUCGAAACUCCAAACUGAUCCAUUUACCGCCCUCGCAGUCCAUGAAUUUAUCCGUCUCCUCGGAUCCCUUGGUCAAUAAUGAAUCUGAUACAGGCACCGAAGAUACGACUUCAACAACGUCGAUUGAACGAUCACAGACACAUUUAUCAUUGGACUCGAGCUCUAUUGAUGAUAUUGUCGAUCAUGCUGACCCUACAAGAUUAUAUACUGAUUUCAUAUUGAUUGCUGAAGGCGAAUCAGGGCCCAUGUAUGCUGCCAAACAAACCGCCACCGAUCGGACGGUGGCGAUCAAAAAGAUAUCCCGCUCAGCCGAACAAAAGCUGAAUAAAAUUCGCAACGAAUUAACGACUAUGAAAAUGAGCCGGCACCCAAAUAUUGUCGAGUACAUUGGAUGCUACAUGACCGAAGACGAAGUUUGGGUGGUCAUGGAAUGUAUGGACGUCUCUUUGGCGGACAUCAUUUCCGUUGAAGCGGAUGAUAAACCUCGUAUGCGAGAACAUCAAAUCGGACGUGUAGCACGUGACAUCCUUCGAGCAUUGUCUCGAUUACAUCGUCUUCACCGAAUUCACCGCGAUAUUCGAAGUGAUAAUGUAUUGCUGAACAUGCGUGGCGAAGUCAAACUAGCCGAUUUUAGUCACUGUGCACAAUUAACAUCACGGAAUCCCAAGCGCAAUUCUGUGGUUGGCACACCUUAUUGGAUGGCACCCGAGGUGAUCAAAGGUCUUGAUUAUGACUCCAAGGCGGAUAUCUGGAGCUUGGGUGUAUUACUAUUAGAAAUGGUUCAGGGAGAUCCUCCUUAUGUAGAAUACCCACCUUUGAGAGCUUUGUUUUUGAUCGCGUCUAAUGGUCUUCCGCCUUUGCGGGAACCUGAUCGGUGGUCAGAUGACUUGAAAAACUUUUUGCAGCAAUGCACUGCAGAAAACCCGGCCGAAAGACCGGAUGCUGCCACUCUACUAAAACAUCCUUUCCUACGAUCUGUGGGCACGGCGGAAGACAUCAUCGAGUUGAUCGAAGAAACACGUCUCGCAGAACUGUCGAUGCAAGAUGAUGAUGAGGAAGAAGAAGAUGAGGAGGAGAAUGAGGAUGAGGAAGGCGCGGAGGAAAAUCAAAAAAUCAGAUCGGAUGAGAUGAUGGACAAGAUAUGCUCAUUGGAUCCCAAGAAAAUCAGCGAUUCGUGCGAAGACGAUGAUGAAAUUACCUCGCUGACAACGCGAGAUUUGGCCGUGGGCAAAUCCUGA